AUGGCGCUGGUGAAGAGUGGUUGGCUCUGGAGGCAGAGCUCCAUCCUGCGCCGCUGGAAGAGGAACUGGUUCGUGCUGUACCUGGAUGGCAGCUUGGUGUACUACCAGGACGAGACGCAGCGCGACAUGGACGGACGGAUCCACGUCAAGUACAGCUGCCGGGACGUCAGGGCUGGCCGGGAGUGCCGAGAUGUGCAGCCCCCCGAGGGGAAGAGCCGCGACUGCCUGCUGACCGUGGUGCUGCGGGACGGCUCCAAGACCACUCUGUGUGCCGAGAGCCAGGACGACGCCGUGGCUUGGAAGAUGGCUGUGCUGGAGGCAAAAUCCACCCCGGUGCAUGUCUAUGACCCCUACGAUGAUGACUACUACCAGACUGUGCCCCUGGACUCCCACCAGGCUGCCUACAUCAGCUCUGGCCACUAUGGCCACCAGUAUGGAGCUCCGGGGGUCACCCAGGUCGUCCUGCGCGAGGAUCCCUACAGGGUCUCCGGGGACCAGAUGGCCUUGGGGCUCCUGGCUGGGGCUGCCACUGGAGCUGCCCUGGGCUCCUUCAUGUGGAUGCCCUGCUGGUUUUAG
Indicator indicator is the source of this 576-nucleotide messenger RNA. It is a transcript of the gene PLEKHB1, whose product is annotated as pleckstrin homology domain containing B1. Lineage: Eukaryota; Metazoa; Chordata; Aves; Piciformes; Indicatoridae. Bases 1 to 576 code for a protein of 191 amino acids. Gene Ontology annotation, cellular component: membrane. The transcript is spliced from 6 exons. The record is from RefSeq and is a predicted model, not a curated record. Gene Ontology annotation, biological process: regulation of cell differentiation.